Messenger RNA from Loxodonta africana (African savanna elephant), 297 nucleotides. RefSeq names its product parathyroid hormone 2 (gene PTH2). Lineage: Eukaryota; Metazoa; Chordata; Mammalia; Proboscidea; Elephantidae. The coding region runs from base 1 to 297 and encodes 98 amino acids. Gene Ontology annotation, biological process: neuropeptide signaling pathway. Gene Ontology annotation, cellular component: extracellular region. The transcript is spliced from 2 exons. The record is from RefSeq and is a predicted model, not a curated record.
AUGGAGACUCGCCAGGUGCCCAGGAGCCCAAGGGUGCGGCUGCUGCUGCUGCUCCUGCUGCUAGUGCCCUGGGGCGUCCGCAGGGCUACAGGAGUUGCCCUGCCUCCCGUAACAGUGCUCAGCCUCCGGACCCCCGGCCGGGCCUGGGUAGGCCCGGGAACCCACCAGUCCCGGCGGAGCCUGGCGCUGGCGGACGACGCAGCCUUCCGGGAGCGCGCGCGGCUGCUGGCCGCCCUGGAGCGCCGCCACUGGCUGAACUCGUACAUGCGCAAGCUGCUGGUGCUGGACGCGGCCUGA